AAACGGCCGGAUUUGUUUACACGCGAAUCAAAUAUUUGUUUGCAAUUUUCUGUGCAAAGAAAAAAAAGAAUUGUUUGAAUUAUGUUUUUAAAUCGUAAUUGAAUGUUAAAAAUUAUACAAAUUAGUUUAUUUACAAAACACUUUGCCAUCCCAAUACGAGUAGGCCGAUUAUUUACGAAAGAAAUGAGCAAAAAUCAGGACAACCGGCUGGAAACAUUUCGCCGCAUCUGUGAUGAAAUUGGCGAAGAGCGUAGUUACAACAACAAAGCACAAUUGCUGAAAGAGUUUUUAAAUAAAGGUUCAGAUCGGAAAAGUUUUAAAGGGGAUACGCUACUAUGGAUACAAAUGCUAAUACCUGGCGCUAGUCACCGUGUGUACAAUUUACAAAACAAACAAAUGCUGAAGUUGUUUUCGCGUAUAUUUGCUUGUGAGCUGCAGGAGAUGCAACGUGAACUGGAACAAGAUGGUGAUGUUUCCGAAACGUUGCGCAAGUAUUUUGAAUCAUCAAAGAAACUGAAACCGCAAACGGAAAGCACCCUUUAUCUUCAAGACGUUGAUGAGUUUCUUAUAAAACUGGAACAGCGUACAAAAGAGGACGAGCAAACCGAUCUGCUGCGGCAAUUAUGCAAGCAAGCAACUGCUUUGGACUUAAGAAUGAUUGUACGCCUCAUCAAGCAAGAUUUGCGUAUAAACGCCGGCGCGCGCCACAUUCUUGAUGCAUUUGGGCCACUUGCUUACCCUGCCUAUCAAUCGUCUCGAGAUUUGUCUGCAGUCGUCAAACAAUUCGCCGGUACGGGGAAGCAAAAAGUAGCGUCACCUAUUAAAGCAGCAAAAGUAACUAAACAAAUUGGGUGCGUACAAGUAAUGACGCCCAUCUCUCCUAUGCUAGCUAAUGCCUGCAAAUCCGUUGAAGAAGCUUUUAAAAAAUGUCCAAACGGCUUAUAUACUGAAAUAAAGUACGACGGGGAACGCGUACAAAUACACAAACGUGGGAGCGAGUUCAAGUUCUUCAGCCGAAAUUUGAAGCCAGUGAUGGACCAUAAAAUCAAAAGAUUUCAUGAACUCAUACCAAAGGCUUUUCCAGGAGGUGGCGACAUGAUUUUGGAUUCAGAAAUCAUUUUAGUCGAUACCAUAAGUGGUAGUUUACUGCCAUUCGGCACUUUAGGAGCGCAUAAAAAGAAAGAAUUUUCACAUGCAGAGGUGUGCAUUUUCACCUUUGACUGUCUGCUCUAUAAAGGAGAGGAUUUGACCAACGUACCUUUCCACAAACGCAGAAAAAUAUUAGAGGAAAAUAUAAAUCCCAUAAAAUCUUGUGUUGAGCUUUCAGAAAGUCAAUUUUUAAAAACGAAGAAUGAGCUAUCGCUUAUGACCGCCAAGGUGCUAAAAGCAAAUCUCGAAGGUGUGGUGUUGAAGAAUCCGAAUGGCACCUACCAACCCGGCAAACGUGGUUGGCUGAAAGUAAAGAAGGACUACCUUUUCGGCGGCAAAAUGGCCGACACUGCAGACUUGGUUGUGCUGGGCGCUUGGUUUGGUUCAGGCAAAAAAGGCGGUAUUUUGAGUAUAUUCCUCAUGGGCUGCUAUGACAGUAGAGAUAUGCUCUGGAAGACUGUUACCAAAGUCCACUCCGGCCUGGAUGAUGCCGAAAAUGAGCGAGUGCAUGGGGAGCUUAUGAAUUUAAUGGAGCGCGCUGAUCCAAACCAAGUGCCCACCUGGCUGUUAUGCAAAAAGGCUCUAGUGCCAGAUUAUUUAGCAAAGGUGCCGAAUAAAAUGCCUGUUUGGGAGAUAACGGGUGCCGAGUUCACCAAAUCGGAGGCACACACUGCGGCAGGGAUUUCAAUACGAUUUCCGCGCAUAACGAGGCUGCGCGUAGACAAAUCUGCCGAUCAUGCCAACGAUUUGGAAUAUCUGCAGAAACUUUAUGAGGCUUCAAAGAAUGAUGUGAAUGUGGAUUUGUUGCUCUCAAAUUGUGAGGAUAAGAAUGGGGUGGUAAAUGUAAAAAUCGAGGAAAUUGAUUCCAAAAUUAAUCUCACGCCAAAGAAAAAGCCCAAAGUUGCCAAUGAGGACGAUGACCUACCGGGAAGUAGCGUUAAGUUGAAGAGAAAAGCUGACGAGGUGGACAAAGAAUUGAGUGAUAAUAAGAAGAGGAAAACGCAGAGCCCAAAAGUGAAGCAGGAAAAUGUUGUAACCAAAGUGAAGAUUGAAGGAAAGCUUAGUAAACAGGCGAAAUUGGAUUUCAGUGCGCUCGGCAAGAAAGAAGAUAAAUUUCGGGAUUUCGUUAAGAAUAUCGACGUAAAGACAGAAUCUCAAACGCAACAAUUCGGUGGCGAUGUGAAAAAGGAAAGUGACAUAUUUAAGAAUUUAGUGGCACACUUUGGCAACGAAGCAGGCGAUGAGCAGUUGAAGUGUGCUUUUGUGUCGAACGGUGGCUUAGUGACCAAAAACUCAAACAAUGCAAAUAUUGUGCUCCACGCAGCGACACUACUCUCCACUGAUGACUUCAGCACACUUAGCGUUUAUGGCAUAUUUUUCCAGACGACACCCAUAUAUCUUAUACGAGAUCCGGAAAUUUUACGAAAAAUUACGGUCAAAGACUUUGAUCAUUUCGUAAACCAUCGCGACUUUUUCGGUGACAGUCCACAUGAUCUAUUCAGUAACUCCUUGAUCCAAUUGAAGGAUGACAAGUGGAAAGACAUGCGUAGCACCCUGAGUCCUGCUUUUACCGGCAGCCGACUUCGUCAAAUGUUCGAACUGAUUAAUCAGGUGGCCGCGGAUAGUGCAAAAUAUCUGCAGCAAUUGCAAGCGGAAGCACAUGGCGAGGGUGUCGAGUUGGAGUUAAAGGACUAUGCGACGCGUUUCGCCACCGACGUCAUUGCGUCAACGGCGUUUGGACUGCAAGUAAACUCUUUCGAAAAUAAAGAGAAUCAAUUUUAUAUGUUGGGCAAAAAGGCGACCACAUUCGAUUGGAAAUUUAAUUUAAGGUUUACACUUUUCCUGCAUUUCAAUAGUCUACUGAAGUUGCUGAAAGUGGAGCUUUUUGAUUCAAGCAUAACGAGCUACUUCCGUUACCUCGUGCUCGAUGCUUUGAAAUACCGCAAGGAGCACAAUAUCCGUCGCGCCGACAUGAUUAACUUGCUUAUGGAGGCUCGUGGUCUCUUUCCCUCCGACUCGCCAAAGUCACACAGUCGCGAUUGGACUGACACAGAAAUGAUAGCGCAGUGCUUCAUCUUCUUUUUCGCCGGCUUUGAAACGGUCUCGACUUCGAUUUGCUUCGCGACGCAAGAGCUAAUGGAGAAUCCGGAGGUGCAGGAGAAAGUGUAUCAGGAAAUUGCGGAAGUCAAUGAACGCCUUGAGGGGAAACAGGUGACCUAUGAGGCCUUGCAGGGCAUGAAAUACUUAGAUAUGGUCAUAAAUGAAACAUUACGGAAGUGGCCGGGCGCCGUUAAUCUGGAUCGGAAGUGUACGAAAGAUUUUGUAUUCGAAGCAGACGGUAAACGCAUUGAAAUAAAGAAGGGUCAGACUAUUCUGAUUCCCGUGGUGGGUCUACAACACGAUCCUCAAUACUUUCCGAAUCCAGAAAAGUUUGAUCCCGAACGUUUUAGCAGUGAGAAUAAAGACAAAAUCCAGCCGUUUACUUAUAUGCCCUUCGGAGAAGGCCCCAGAAAUUGCAUUGGUUCUCGUUUCGCGCUUUUGGAAGCAAAGGCAAUAUUGUAUUAUUUGGUGCGAGACUUUCACAUUGUCCCAGGCAAGAAGUCAACGAUACCUAUUGUGUUGGGUAACUACGGUUUUCAGGUGGCGCCAAAGAACGGUUACUGGGUAAAGCUAACUAGUCGGAGCAAAAAAUAAAUGUGAUAAGAAAUUGAAUUAAAUUUGGAAAAUAUAAUGCUGGGGACUUUAUAAAACUCUGUUAA
Molecule: messenger RNA, 3908 nt
Organism: Bactrocera tryoni
Lineage: Eukaryota; Metazoa; Arthropoda; Insecta; Diptera; Tephritidae
Product: probable cytochrome P450 9f2
Exons: 11
Coding region: 103-3843 (1246 amino acids)
Biological process (GO): DNA recombination; lagging strand elongation; DNA biosynthetic process
Cellular component (GO): DNA ligase III-XRCC1 complex
Molecular function (GO): DNA ligase (ATP) activity; DNA binding; iron ion binding
Source: RefSeq, a predicted model, not a curated record